ACUUGGACGUGGACGUGGACUUCGACGUGGUCGUGGACGUGGACGUGGACGUGGACUUGGAUGUGGACGUGGACUUGGACGUGGACGUGGACGUGGACGUGGACGUGGACUUGGACUUGGACGUGGACGUGGACUUGGACGUGGUCGUGUACGUGGACGUGGACGUGGAUGUGGUCGUGGACGUUGACGUGGACGUGGUCGUGGACUUGGAUGUGGACGUGGACGUGGACCUGGACGUGGACGAGGACCUGGACGUGGACGUGGACCUGGACGUGGACGUGGUCGUGGACGUGGACGUGGACCUGGACGUGGACGUGGACUUGGACGUGGACGUGGACGUGGAGGACUUGGACGUGGACGUGGACGUGGUCGUGGACGUGGACGUGGAUGUGGACGUGGACGUGGUCGUGGACAUGGAUGUGGACGUGGACUAA
Messenger RNA from Closterium sp. NIES-65, 434 nucleotides. The record is from the annotation of a GenBank genome assembly. NCBI's taxonomy places the organism in Eukaryota, Viridiplantae, Streptophyta, Zygnematophyceae, Desmidiales, Closteriaceae.